AUGGCAUAUUGCUUGGAAAUAACUGAUGACACGCUACUGGGUAUGAAGCUGAACACCCUUCUUAUUAACAGAGGUACUGCGGCGUUACGACGCAUAUUUGAUCGCUAUGUACCUCCCCCUCAGCUCCUGAAGUUCUUGAACCGGAAGAAACCUGACAUACGUAAACUGAAUCGAGAGGGCAAGAUAAACAAGUCCCAGUGGGACAAACUUUACCCGGCGCCGGCGGUUGGUACCCCUGCUUCUAAACACUUCGACAUUUCUCUUCUUUACGUUUUGCUUCGUAACGUUUGUGGAAUGCCAGCUCCUGCUACUGGCUGGGCCGCAAAACCUCCUUCAACGGAUAACACGACCCAGGCUGCAGUGAAAAUGAUACAUUGGUAUCGAAACCAUUACAGUCACGCAACGAUUGUCGAGAUCGACGAAGCUUCAUUUCAAUCAUCUUGGAAGGAGAUUGCUGACGCAGUUCAACGUCUCGGUGAAGACGCUUCGCGAGUAGAGAAUCUUAGAGCCGCGCCACUGUCUGCUAACAUUUGCAUAGAAAGACUUGCUAAGUUUGAUUUCUCCGGGGAAGUCCAUUUUUACGCAUCCAAGCAUCAUCCAGGAACUCGUAAAUGGGUUUUCAGUCAUGUCGAGAGUUGGUUUCAAAAUCGCAUGUCUGAUUCACGUGUUUUUAUCAUAACUGGAAAUGCUGGUAUGGGCAAAUCUGUUAUUGCAGCACAGUUAUGCCAUAACAUGAAAGAGCGCUCGGCGCUUGGUGGAAUGCACUUCUGUCAGCACAAUAACCAGAGGAGAAGGAAACCAGAGCUAAUGGUGCAGUCACUGGCCAGACAUUUGUGUGACAAUCUUCCAGGUUUUAAGGAAGUCCUGACGGGUCAGUUGGCUUGCUUAAACACAACUGAUCUGACGACCAUGAAUGUGGAGGAACUGUUUACGCACGUUCUUCAAGAGACUACGAACAUGAUGGCAGAUCCAGGGAUGAACAUCCUCUUGGUGGUGGACGCUGUAGAUGAAUGUGAACAUCAGGGAAGAAACGAAUUCUUUGAUAUGAUAAGAACACAGUUCCACAAGCUACCAUCCUGGAUAAAGUUUGUUAUCACCGGUCGCACUGAGCAAGCAAUGAUUGACAAACUAGCUCACUUCAACCCGUUUGUCCUCCACCCCUCGGACGAGAAGAACGAGAAAGACAUCGAGCUAUUUUUUGAAGAAAGCUUAAGGCGGCUGUUGCCCAAUACCAGCAUCGAGCAAAAUGUUAGUCGCUUUGUAAGUCAAGCAGAAGGACUUAUGUUGUAUGCACACUUUGUCAUUAAGCAUGUCGAAGACCAUAAAAGCACCCUCACACCUUCAAAUCUCUCAGAUGUUUUCCCUCGUGGGAUCACAUCUGUCUAUGAGCAAUAUAUUGAUCGCCUGCAAAAGGAUCUUGGAGUUGGCAAAGAGCGUUUCUUCGAUUUUCUUUCGUCACUUGCUGCUGCACGUUCUCCUUUACCUGCGACCAUGGCGUCGAGAAUUCUCGGCCUGUGCUAUGACAUUGAGGAUGGUUGGAGCCAAUUCCAAAAGAUGUCAGCAUCAAUCUCACGUUUGCUGCCCAUUCAUGACGGUUGCAUCGAUGUUUUCCAUAAAUCAAUUGUUGACUGGCUCUGUCACCCUGAAUUGUACGGUCAACAUAAAUUUACGGUAAAAAUCACACGAGGAAAUGUCGUGUUAUUGAAAGAAUGCGAAAGGACCUACAAUUCCAUCAAGCAACGUCAAGAUGUCCCUGUGGAGUACUCUCAAGAAGAAAGAUACGCCCUUCAGCAUGGAACGCACCAUUUCACAGCCUUACCAAAACUAGAUGAAAGCCAGAAAAACAGACUUUUUCGUCAUGCAUGUAGCCUGGAGCUGCUAUUUGCUCAAUUGCAGAGCAAAGCUUGCGACGUUUUCUCAUUAAUUGAGGAACUUCAAAGCAUCAAACCAGUCUUGAAGCUUUCAGGUGAUGACUCGAAAGAAGUCGAUGAUUGUAUAACUUGCCUCAGGCGUCAUCCCUACUUGUUGAUGGAGAACCCAAACAUGAUUUUUCAGUUAUUAGUGAACGAAGCCGAAUCUACAGCAACAAGUCUCGAAGCUUGUUCUGUGAUGUAUCAAACAAAGUACCAACUUCCCCUCCGCCUAGAGGUAGUUAACAGAUCCCAGACAACAGACCCUGUGAUCACUAAGUUCCGCUGCAAAACCAGCGUAAAUUGUUGUGAUAUUUUAAACCAGGCUGAGCACACUCUGUUGGUCUGUGGAUGUGCAGAAGGUUUCGUCCACAUGUUUUCAGUGGAAACAGGAAGAGAACUAUGGAGGAACAGAUCUGACGUAGUGAUCGACAUCUGGCCAACCGAGGAAGAGCGUUGUAACUACUGUUUUUUUGUCCCACAACAUGGUGUGGUUGUCCACGGUCGAUUCGAUAAAGCUGUAACAUUUGACGGUGGAUCAAAGGAGCUAUUUCCAGAAAACGAGCACACCUUUAUCGAUGCUUGUAUCUCACAAGACAGAAAAACGAUGGUGACUAGGGAAACUCAUGUGACAAACAACCUUAUGAUUUGGGAACUUGACAAAGGAGAGCUGGUAAUCAAAUUGGAACCGCCCACUGGGGGCGUCACAUGUUGUGCGAUUUCAUCAUGUGAGCAAUAUGUCAUCUCAGGCAGUUUUGAUAGAGGUGUUUCCCUUUGGAACAUGAAUGUGCGCGACUACACUUAUCAGCAGAAUGCAUUUAGUAACGAAGAACCUUUAACAGUGGAUUGCCUUUCUGGAUCAGAAGGAAAUUCACAGUUUGUGCUUCUGAAUUCCUCCAAGAAACAACUGUUGACAUUCUGUGAAUUGCUUACGAAUGAAUUUGAGUGUUCUGAACUUAGAGAGAUAAACCUAGGGUCGACUCAUAGAAGUCUUGGUGUAUCAAACCGUGGAGACUGUUUGUACGUAUGUGGUGAAUCUCGCCAAUUACAUUGCCCGGGUUUGCCAUUCGCAAUACGUAUUGCUCCAAUUUCGAAGCGAACCAGGUGGACAUAUGCCAAAGAGGUUGACACGGAAAGAGUGCUUCUGAAGGACUUUGACACGGUCUAUAUGUGUCGCACUCUCGAAAACAAAAGUUCUGCAGAAAUGGCAGAUUGUGGAGUGAGAGCUAUUUCCUUUUCGGCUAACGGUCAGCAUUUAUACGUUUUGUGCAAAGUGGGAAUGAGUGUAUAUGAAGCUUCCAGUGGGAGAUGGCUUCGUGGUAACCGGUCCAUCCACGCAAAAUCUUUUGCACUGUCACCGAAUGACAAAUCGAUUUUGUUUCAAAGAGAAGCUUGUUUUGAAUUGUGGAAUUCCGACCUGCAACAAAGAGUUAAAUCUCUAGAACAUCCGAUCACUCCCCAAAGGUUCUUCAGUUACCUCGACAAUGAUCUGGUUUUGUUUGUUUCCAGAUCGGGACACAUCCAGAUUUGGAAUCUCGAUGAAUUGACGUUUAGGGACAUCAAUGGCCCCAAGCAGUCUAUGAUCGAGUGCUGCGACAUCUUUGUUUUCGAGCAAAAAGACGGCGUCUCUCAUUAUCGUCUCCUAUGCUGUGAUCGUCAAAGAGGUCUAAUGUUGUACGAUACAGUGAAAGUGCAUCACAUUCAGCGAAGCGUUCCUGAAGAAGAAAUUGUCAAAUGCUGUAAGUUUUCGUUUGAUGGACGCUGUAUUGCCACAGGACACAUUGACGGAUCAUUACAACUUUGGGAUGGUCAGCAUCUUGAUCUGAAGAAACGCCUGGGUUGCGGUGAUAAUCUACUCAAAGGGUGUGGCUAUCUAGAGCAAGACUUUGGCGAUGCAGUUGCAACGGUCAGUGAAUCGGGAACGUUAAGGAUCUGGGAUGCUUUCUCACGCGCUCAACUCGGAUCUAUGAAAUUUGAAAGCAACAUCCAUGGACUUGUAGCUUCACCGGUAAAGGCUCAAGUUUGUAUUGCUCUUGAAGACAAAUUUGUCAUCGUAAAUGUCCACAGACUCGAGUUUGAUUGAAACAUAAUCAAACGAAAAUCAUGAAUAGGGUAGUCACACUAGCGGAAAACUUCCCGAUGUAACUAGGCAAAGUUUGCACCACACCCAGUGGAAUUACUUUUUCAGAGUUAGUUCAAAUCGUUGACCCUGCUGCAUGGACCACCAACCUAGAGAAGUGGUAGACUACCCUAAACAGAAUACCCAUAGAACAGACUCAAAAGUUAAAUUAGUCGCUGUCGAGAUUAUUUGAUUUUUAAAAAGAGGAGAAUACGUUUCCACACUGCAUAAUGUUGCCUUAAACAUUAGUUGACAAAUUGAAAGAGGAAAUAGAGGGAUUAGGAGAUGUGGAGGCCGCGUCUUUUUGCUCAAGCUGAAGAAAAUGCCUCGAGGCGCGAUUUUUGCGUUUUUUUAAACCAACGGCUUAUGGUGAAACGACGGCGCUGUAACACUUUCCUCUUUUUUCCCUUCUCCAUCCUCCAUUAUUAAAAGCACCAGCCAUCGUCACUAUUUGUCUAAUUGUGCACAAAAUAUAGACUAAUUUAGUUUUGCUUUCAUCAAUGAUUAACUGGACUUUUGGACCGCUGCCACGUGCAGUAUCGGAUCGAACAUAAGCCAGCUCCAAUUUCAGAAAGGGAAAAUUUAUGUACUUCGUUGUAAGGGAAAUCAUG
This is a messenger RNA of Pocillopora verrucosa, 4640 nucleotides long. NCBI's taxonomy places the organism in Eukaryota, Metazoa, Cnidaria, Anthozoa, Scleractinia, Pocilloporidae. The record is from RefSeq and is a predicted model, not a curated record.